AACGAACCCGUCGAAAUGCAAUCGACAUUUAAGUUGAAAUUCUUAUGCCUGUUGUGGCUAACAUUGCUGCAAGUACAGGCACAAGAUAUUGUGCCUGAUUUUCCUGAGGAUUUUGACACAACAACAAUUCCAACCAUCGGCACCACCAGUGGACCUGCCACAGAGCUACCUGCGACAACAACCACAAGUGAGCCAGCCGUAGAACCAACUACAGAUGCACCAUCAACAACAACAACGACACAAAUUGUGACAACAACUGAAGCAGAGGCAACAAUAGAGUUGCCUUUAACCACAACACCAGCAACAACAACCACAGAAGCUGUGGCGAGCACCACUCCCAGACUGCCCUUAUAUCCGACCUAUCCACCUGGCCCGAUACCCACAAGAUCACCUGUUGUACCGCCAUAUAGCACCACCACCAGCAAGAGCAUAUCGUGGGACGAUUCCGAUGAGAGUGAGGAGCAGCUCUGCUAUCUGCGCGUGAAGUAUAAGAGGAGAGUGGUGCGUUUCAGCGGAACUUUUUCCCCGGUGUUUCUGAAAGUCUGUUAUCGCUGCUGUCUUGGCUACGGUGAAUUUGCUGGCUGCAACAAAGUGGAAUAUAGAUCCUGUAUAAAUCGGAUACAGACCAGGUUGAAAAAAUCGGGAAAGUUUCCUUAUCAAAGUGGCGAAUAUAAUGAAUUUAUCGAUGAGCGUUGAUUGACAAGUUUUCGUGCAUUCUUCAAUUUGUAAAA
Molecule: messenger RNA, 731 nt
Organism: Drosophila grimshawi
Lineage: Eukaryota; Metazoa; Arthropoda; Insecta; Diptera; Drosophilidae
Product: gibberellin-regulated protein 14-like
Exons: 2
Coding region: 16-696 (226 amino acids)
Source: RefSeq, a predicted model, not a curated record